AUGGCACGAACAAAGAAAAAUAAAAAAGAUAAUAAUAUACCUAAUAAUGAUUUAUUGAUGAAUCUACCAUAUCUUUUGCUCACAAAGAUAAUCAGAGAGUUAGAUGAAGAUAUAGAUAGAAUUUGCUUCAGUUUAGUUUGUAAGAGAUGGUUCGAUCACAGAGAUAAAUAUCUUUGGUUCAAUUGUUUUGAUUUAAAACAAGAAAGCAAAGAUCAUUUUGACAAUAAAAAGAAUCGAUAUUUCAAAUUGAAUUCAUUCAAAGAUCAAUUUCAACGAUCUCUUGAAUCAGACAAAGAUUGUACACUGCUCAUUCACCAAUCAGAAGAUAAAGAUCGCAAAAAUACCAACUAUUUAAUACUUUCAUAUGGAAAGCAGAUCAUUGAUGACAGUAUUAAACUUGUUGAUUUCGAGCAAUAUGAAAUUAAAUCAUCAUACAAGAAGAUAAUAUUAGCAUCUGAUGUUAAUACUCUUAUCAAUAAGAAUAUGAUCGAUAAAAUUGGUAAAUCCAAUGUUCAAUCUUUAUUUGUGAUGGGUAUGUGUGGUUUCGAAGUUCAACUUCCAUCCAAUAUCAAAGAUAUCGAAUCACGCAAUUAUAUCGAAGAGAAAUAUUAUCCAAACGAACUUGAAAGACUAGUGUAUCAUGAUAGAUGCGAGGUUAAUACCAAACAACUACCAAGCACACUGAAGGUUCUCAAGAUAGAAGAGGAUGAUUUUAUUUCAUUACCACCAAAUCUUGAGGAUUUAACAUUAGACUUUGACUAUCGCCGAGCUCAAUUCACAAAACCAAAUGAAUCAGUAUUUCCUUCCACGAUUAAACGUCUUCAAAUAUCAACAAAAUGGUUGGAUAACAUCAAACAUAUGACAUCGAUUGAAACACUGAUAGUGUCUGCACUCUCUUCACCAAUAUUACCUGGUUCGAUUCCAUCGAGUGUUACUCAUCUCACUCUCAAAUAUGGUAGAGAAUUAGGAAUAGUACGCAUAAAAUUACCAAUAAUAGCAGAGAUCUUUCCAGAGAACAUAAAGUAUUUGAAAUUGGAAGGUGACAUUUCAUUUGAAUCCGAUUUGUUUUCAACAAUGAAUCAUUUGGAAACAUUGGAUCUGACAACACUGGUUACCACUGGAUUUGGAGAGAUUAAUGUCGGUGAAUUGCCAUCGAGUCUCAUCAAUCUUUACAUGCCAUCAACAUUCAAUGGAGCAAUUAGAAAGAGUGUUGUGUUCCCUAAAAACUUACAACACCUGGAUCUUGGUAUAGGUUUUCGUGGCAAGGUCGUCGCAAUGCCAAAAUCAAUCAAAUCAUUAGCUUUGGGAACGCAUUCAGAGAUAACACCAACAUCGAUUCCUCAAUUGGUUGAGACCAUAUAUUUCCGGUCGAUAUGUCGAUUAACGUUUCUUAAAGAAUGGCCAACCGUCACAACCUCAAUCACCAUUGAAACAGAUACUUUUUCUUACUAUCUACCAUACAUGAUUCCAGAUACAUUGACAACAAUCAAAGUCAAACUCUCAGACAUUACCUAUAGCAUUAGAAGAUUGACAUCCACUUCAUUAUUGGUGUUUGGUGUAUCUCAAAGAAAUCUUACGAUCUAUUUAACAGGAAAGAAAGCAAGACUAUUACAAUCGUCUAUUCCUCAAUCGGUUGAGACAUUUUUUUUCAAAACGGAUAGUCUUUUGAAGCUUCCUGAGGACUCUAGCCAGCCACUACAACCUCUAUAA
Molecule: messenger RNA, 1710 nt
Organism: Heterostelium album PN500
Lineage: Eukaryota; Evosea; Eumycetozoa; Acytosteliales; Acytosteliaceae
Exons: 4
Coding region: 1-1710 (569 amino acids)
Molecular function (GO): protein binding
Source: RefSeq, a predicted model, not a curated record